Durio zibethinus is the source of this 723-nucleotide messenger RNA. The record is from RefSeq and is a predicted model, not a curated record. Lineage: Eukaryota; Viridiplantae; Streptophyta; Magnoliopsida; Malvales; Malvaceae.
AUGGAGUUUCAGAACCCAAAAUUGUUUGUAGGAGGGGUUUCGAAUGAAAUUGACGAAGCAACACUAAGACAACACUUUAGCCAGUAUGGUGAAGUGGAACAUGCUUUUAUUAUUCAUGGCAAAGGAAUCGGGUUUGUGACCUUUACUGAUCCUUUGAUGGCCAAAAACGCUCUCCAAGAAGAACACAUUAUUCUUGGUACAAAGGUUGAUGUAAAGCCAGCCAAACCAAGAGUAGAGAUCAGUAAUAGGAAGAUUUUUGUGGGAGGUUUGCCUUCUACCAUAACACUAGAAGAAUUUAAAGAAUAUUUUGGGAGUUAUGGUGCAAUCACUGAUGCAGCUAUAAUAUAUGACAAAGGAAGUCAUAAAUUUAGAGGAUUUGGGUUUGUCACUUAUGAUUCAGAGGAAGCUGCGGAGAAGGUUUUGCAGAAGAACUUUCACGAACUGAAUAAUAAGAUGGUGGAAGUGAAAAGAGCAGAACCAAAAGAAAAGACGAAAAAAAACAUUGAGUAUCACGAUGUUGGUACUCCAGCUGCACUUCCGGUUCCUUGUGGCCUUUAUGAUGUUACUGCUCAGCCUGGUUUUAUUCCUCAUGGUGGAAGCUGCCGCUGCCACCGCUGCUACUACUACAACUAUUACCACGACUACUACUAUUGUUUUUUUGUCUUGGUCCCAGAUGAAUACCAACAUAGUUUUGGAAGCUAUUUGAGUAAAUGGCCACACUAA